Messenger RNA from Spodoptera frugiperda (fall armyworm), 1392 nucleotides. RefSeq names its product putative inner dynein arm light chain, axonemal (gene Dnali1). Lineage: Eukaryota; Metazoa; Arthropoda; Insecta; Lepidoptera; Noctuidae. Gene Ontology annotation, molecular function: dynein heavy chain binding. Bases 549 to 1277 code for a protein of 242 amino acids. Gene Ontology annotation, cellular component: filopodium; axoneme. The transcript is spliced from 6 exons. The record is from RefSeq and is a predicted model, not a curated record.
UUGUAGAGAAAAUAUUAUUAUACAAUGUUGUAUAAUAUUUCUUUAUUAGUUUGUAAUAUAAUUAUUACAUCAAAUUAAUCAACUGUUGUUGCUGUAUACUUUUUUCGAUGUGAACACUCUUGCUUGAGCUUUCACCUCAUUGAUGCUACGCGUGAAGUGGAUGUGUCGGAUUCGAACCGACUAAAACCACUGUUCAUGUAGACUACUGAACAUGGUGUGCCAUAGAAUGAUCUUAAUCUAUUAACUAGUUGUUUUAAUUUUGUUAAUUACUAUGAACCCAUAUUCAAAAAUAUACAUUAGGUAAAGGUAUUGCUUUUAAAAAUCUAAACCGAAAAACUUGCGAAGACACCCUGGUGGAGGACGUUAAUCACUUUGGCUGUGUGGGUAAUACCAUUUCACGACGUUGAUGACUAUUGCUAUGCAACAGGCUAUCACCAUGGAAACGAAACUUUGUUUACAAUACAAGACAAUAUCGUUAUCGACAUUGACAUCUCUAGUCAGAAAAUAAAUAAAAAUUAGAUAAAUUAAUUCUAAUAUAUAUAAUAAAAAUGGCUGAAAGAGCACCCGUGUCCACGGAAGAAACUUUAGUUCGUUAUGACAAUCCUGUGCUAGUCGUUACGAAGAGGAUUGAAAAAGUACAAGUAGCUGGUACUUCUAUACAACCCUGUGUCCCUACAGAAGCAAAGAAAGAAACAGAAGAAAUCCUAAAUGCUAUUUUGCCACCAAAGGAAUGGGAGGAAGAUGGACAAAUAUGGACCCAAAAGAUAUCAUCAACUCCUGCAACUCGGUUGGAUGUGAUAAAUCUUCAAGAAAUGUUGGACACGCGCCUGCAACAGAGGCAAGCCAGAGAGACUGGCAUUUGUCCUGUGCGCAGACAACUAUACACGCAAUGCUUCGAUGAACUUAUACGACAGGUAACAAUAAAUUGUGGCGAAAGAGGUCUCCUACUACUGAGAGUGAGGGAUGAAGCAAGGAUCACGAUGGAAGCUUACCAAACACUCUAUUGUAGUUCCAUUGCCUUUGGCAUGAGGAAAGCUUUACAGUCUGAACAAGGGAAAUCAGACUUAAUGGAUCAAGUGGCAAAGUUGGAAACUGAACGUUCAGCUUUGGAGAAGCAAUGUAUGGAGUUGAAACAGAAGACUGAGCAACUGGAGAGACGCGCGGCUGAGCUACGAGCGGCUGAAGAGAAACGUCACCAAGAAGAGUUGCUUGCCUUGAAGAAGACUAAUGCUCAGCUCAAGGCUCAACUGGAAGGCAUCAUUGCACCAAAGAAGUAAAAGUAUUCAAUUCGUUACUUAUUUUUAAGAUAUUUUUGUUGUUCUUAUUAGAUUAUGAACGUUUAAUUGUGUUUCUUAGAUAUAUUAUAGACUAAAUAAAGUUACAGUUAAUCUA